GGAGGGAAGACCACAUGCAAUAGUAUAUAUAUAUACAUUCUUGCAAGUCAGAGAGUGACUGGAUAUUGUUUAAGCAGUUUCCCCCGCAUUUCGCCUUUUAUAUCCCUUUUGUGCAAUGAACCCGCGCAGCAACCGAAAUAUAAAAGGGUCCCCUUCCUCUUUUUUCACAAACCGUGUUCUCUUCUCUUUUCCAAAAAAAAAAUAUUUCACAUCCCUUUUUACAGCUUUCCCUCCAUCAAGCUUUUUCCCUUCAAUACACAUACCAACUUUUCUUUCACAAUGACUCCUGCUAUCACUACUGCUCCUGCCUUGGUUGCCUCUGGUGCCUUCUCUAACAACAGCAAGACCGAGCCAGCAGCUUUUCCCUUGGCAAUCAACAUCCCUGCAAAGACUGUCGAUACCGGCGAUGCCCCCACGACUCCUCCUAUGCUGUCGACCUCCGUUUCCUCUGCUGGCAGCUUUGAUUCGUUUGGUUCUGAAGCCGAUGAAGUCGAUGUCGCUGCUGCUGCCGCUCGCUCCCGUCGUCAGUCUCAACAAUUCUUCUUCCCUCACCAAACCAAGUUCGAGUCUGCAGUCCCUGUUGUCACUCGGGCCAGAGACAUCCAUCUGAAGGACCAUCCUUUUAUCGAGGGAGCCUAUGCCGAAUACGAGAAGCUUUACAACGCUGACUCUCUGAUAACCAAGGAUGGCCGCCAAAUGGUUCGGUUACUUUAAGCGUUUAAACUUUGCUACCGAUCAGAAAAAAAACUGUACAAGAAAAAAAAUCCAUGAUAAAGCCAGCCUAGCUCUGCCAUUUUCCUUAUUCUAUUCA
Messenger RNA from Lobosporangium transversale, 811 nucleotides. RefSeq lists its product as hypothetical. The transcript has a single exon. Lineage: Eukaryota; Fungi; Mortierellomycota; Mortierellomycetes; Mortierellales; Mortierellaceae. The annotation marks the transcript as partial. The record is from RefSeq and is a predicted model, not a curated record.